AUGGGUUCCCUCGGCACCUCAAACACCUUCACGGUCGGCGUGCUCGCCCUCCAAGGCGCCUUCAGCGAACACACCCAACUCUUGCGCUCAGCAGCCCAAUUUCACCCCGCAACCCAGUUCACCUUCCUCGAGGUCCGCACCGCCGCACAACUCGCAAGCUGCGACGCCCUCGUCAUCCCCGGCGGCGAAUCCACCACCAUAUCCCUCAUAGCCGAGCGCUGCAACCUCCUCGAGCCCCUCCGCGACUUUGUCAAAGUCCAGCGCAAGCCGACGUGGGGCACAUGCGCGGGGCUUAUCCUGCUGGCUGAGUCGGCCAACCGCACCAAGGCUGGCGGACAGGAGCUAAUUGGCGGUCUGGAUGUUCGUGUCAACCGCAAUCACUUUGGGAGACAGACAGAGUCCUUCCAGGCCGAUCUAGAUCUCAAAUUCCUGGGGGCUGAGGGAGGCAUGGCCGACCCGUUCCGCGCAAUCUUCAUCCGCGCGCCAAUUGUUGAGACCCUACUGAAGGACUCUGACGGAGCACAGGAGGGCGAGGCACAGAAGCCGGAGACUGUUAUUGCGCCAUCAAAGGAUGUCGCUGAAGGAAUUGACCCUUCAAUCAAGCAACAGCCGGUAGAGAUACUGGGUACAGUGCAAGGGCGCUCCGCAGCUGCCAAACAUCAAGAUGGCGCGACGGACAAUGAAGCGGGCGACAUUGUUGCAGUGCGACAGGGGAAUGUGUUUGGAACUAGCUUCCACCCGGAGCUAACAGGUGAUGCCAGAAUCCAUGCCUGGUGGCUAGGGGAGGCAGUGAGAACCCUGGAGGGCAGGAAGUCUUUUUGA
Molecule: messenger RNA, 822 nt
Organism: Pseudogymnoascus destructans
Lineage: Eukaryota; Fungi; Ascomycota; Leotiomycetes; Thelebolales; Thelebolaceae
Exons: 1
Coding region: 1-822 (273 amino acids)
Biological process (GO): pyridoxal 5'-phosphate biosynthetic process; pyridoxine metabolic process
Cellular component (GO): glutaminase complex; cytosol
Molecular function (GO): glutaminase activity
Source: RefSeq, a predicted model, not a curated record